Messenger RNA from Paramecium pentaurelia, 2743 nucleotides. The record is from the annotation of a GenBank genome assembly. Lineage: Eukaryota; Ciliophora; Oligohymenophorea; Peniculida; Parameciidae.
AUGAAUAAUAGAUUACUAUAUUUCGGAUUCUGUGAUGCGACGAUUAGUUUAAUUGCUGGAAUAGUCAGUUUUAUUUAGACUAGCUGUUGUUUUAACUUUAGUAUAAUAUUCAUAGCAGAGCUUAUUUUGAUGAUUGCAUUUAUUAUUUUGUAAUAUAAAAGGUUUUUAAAUGACCUAAUAAGAGAAACAUUUUUAGGCGUUUCAUACCUUUUAUGCUAAAUAUUAUAGAUUGAAUACUUAGGAUCUCUUUAAUCUUCUGUAUAAACUAUAUUAAUAAAUAGGAAUAUAUUUUGUUUCUAUGUCUCAGAUUAUUUAUUUUAACAACAUAAAUAGAAAGAAUUACUUUUCGAAUCAUUCUAUUUUCAGUAACUUAUUUUUACCUUGUAAUCAGAUUAUAAUUUUAUUUGAAUAUGUUUCCAUACUUAGGAUUAGCUUAUGUUCCUCUUAUAUUUAUUAUUGAUUAAUCUCAAGAGAAUCUUUCUUCUUCAAUUAUUGAUUUUUUUUAAACAACAUUAACAAAUCCACUUCUAAUAUUAGAUGCUUAAACAAGAGAGCCCCUAUUUCAUACCAAUCAAAUGGAAUCAUAAUUUAAUUAUACUUCUACAAAUCAAGAUUAUUUUAUACAGUGUCUUUAAUAAUUUUAAGACUCUUCACAAAAAACUCUUAGGAGCAUUUUUGAUGAAUAAAAAUUAUCAUUUGAAUAAAAAAGUCAAGUAUAAUAUCUAAAAUUGAAAGAAAUAUCAAAUGAAGAUUAUUAUUAUGUAGAAACACAAUAAAAUAAAAAAUUAACUACAUUAUUGUAAGAUGAAAUCAAUUAAGAAAAGCAUGAAUUGAUAAAUUUUGAUAGUCCAAAAUCAUAAAUAGAAAAUUUAAAAUGUCCAGUUUCCAAUUAAUUUAAUGAUGAUAAUCAAAAAUAUGGAAAGAGCAAAUUUAGAUUUAAGGAUAGUUAAUAUAAAUUAUUUGGAAUUAAUGAAUUAAAAUAAAAGAGAAUAAAUAUAAUAGUUUAGUAUUGCAUAUGGAAGAAUAAAGAAGCAUUUAUGAUUUCAUUAAAAGAUUUAGAGAACUAAAAAUUAUUACAAAUAUUAACUGAAGAACUUGAAGAAAGUAAAAAAUAGAAUGAAAAUAAAGAUUAAAUAUUGGCAACAGUAUUUCAUGAUUUUAAAACUCCCAUUAAUGGAAUCUGUACUAUUGUAGAAGCUAUGGAAGAGAAAUACAAUCUUAAUGCAGCUUCUAAAUAUUAUUUGAGAAUAAUUAGAAAAAAUGUAUAUUUAAUGUUAUACAUGAUAUAUGAUAUUUUAGAUUUUGCUAGGAUCUAAAAAAAUUAAUUAAGAUUAAGUGUUAGUAAUUUUUACUUAAAUGAAGUUAUAGAUGAGGUUAUUGAAUUAAUUGCUAUUUAAGCAGAACAAAAAGGAGUUGUUAUAUAAACACAUUAUGACAUACCAUCAUAUUAAAUUUAUAGUGAUCCUAAUCGUAUCAAAUAAAUUCUUAUGAAUUUUAUUUCUAAUUCAUUAAAAUUUACUGAACAAGGAUCAAUUAAAAUAUCAGUUGAAUCUUUACAAACUGACAAAGCUAAUCAUAUAGUAAGGGCAGUUUCAUCUAAAAAUGUACUUAAUUAAUAAUAAAAUUAAUAAACAAUUGGAUAAUUGCGUAAAUAAUUAUCUGGAAAAUCUUUUUAGUCUUAAUCUGGAUAAAAUAGAAUGGUUUAUACUAUAUCUAUUUAAGAUACAGGUUGUGGUAUCUCAGAUUUAAUUAAACCUAAAUUAUUUAAUAUGUAUGCAACAUUUCCAAGUAAGGAUGUUCAAAAUAAAAGUGGAACUGGUAUUGGAUUAAUGGUUUGUAAAAAACUUAUUAAAUUACUGGGUCCAUCUGAGAAAAUUGAACUAUGGAGUGAAUAAAACAAAGGAACUAAAAUGUCAUUUCAAAUUUAUUCUAGAUUACCUGAUGAUCCAAAAAGAUCUCCUAAUUAUAUUAGUGUCUUUAAAUAGGAGAGUAGCUCUAAAAAUUUUAAUGUUGAUAGUUCAUCAUUAAUUGAUGAAUAGGAAUAGAUGUAAUAAAAAUUUGUAAGAUCAUCAGUUUUACGUGUUUAUACAAGACCUGUAGAUAAAAAUGAUACAGAAGCAGGUUUUGAUUUUAAUCCAGAAUAUGAGGAUGAAGGAUAAUAGAAAUUACAAAACAUAAAUAUAUUAUAAAAUUUAAGAUCACCAACUCCAAGCAGAAUAAAAAUUAAAGAAUAGAAUUUAGAUGAUUCAUAAGAAAUCAUAGAUCCUAGAUCAAGAUUAUAAAGGAUUUUAUAAAAUAAAAUAUUUACAAUAUUAAUUGUUGAUGAUCAACCAUUUAACGUUUUGGCUUUGAAAUUGUUAUUAUAAGAUAUUUCAUCAAAUGUUUCAUUUUUAGAAGCUUAUAAUGGUUAAUAAGCUGUUAAUAAAGUAAUUAUAUAUAUUCUAUAUGUAUAGUUAUAAACAUUUUAGAAAAGCAAGAAUAUUAAAUAUGUUUUAAUGGAUCUUUUUAUGCCAAUUUUGAAUGGCUGGAAAGCAGCAACUAAGAUAAGAGAGAUGGUAAUAUUAUUAUUUAAAAAAAGAUUGCUUAAUAACUCAUAGAAGAUGUAAAAAUAAUUGCGAUAUCAGGAUUUGAUGAUGAAAGUGAAUAGGAAAGGUGUGAAAAUGUUGGAUUUGAUGCCUUUAUUACUAAACCUGUUAAAUUAGAGAUGAUAGCAGAAGUAUUUGCAUAAUUAGAGUCUAAUUGA